UGCCGUGGUCGGUCCUGACCCACACGUUCUCCCGCCCAAUUUCCUCGCAAAAUCAUUAGCCGCCCCAGCUUUCCUCUGAAUUCCACACGCAUUGAACCAUAUAUAAACUCCCCCAUUUCUCGAUGAGCUCGUCGAUUGGUGAACACAACAUCAUCAACUACCAACCCAUCCAGCAGAAUCUAGUUAGUUAAUUAAGGAGUAGUGUGCUAACUACGACUUGGAAGAAGAAGAAGAAGAAGAAGAAGAAGAAGAAGAAGCAGCAGCUGAGCUCGAUCAGCUCGUCAAUGGCGAUGAAGAAGCCAGAUCAGCCAGCUCUUGAUCUUCCCAGUAGCCUCUCCACUGUCUCCUACUGCUGCGGGGCGUGCGGGUACGACCUGAAGCUGAGCUCGUCGGCGAGGGACACGGCGGGGAUGGUCGUCGCCGGCGGCGGCGGGGGAUACCGGAGGCGGCGGGGGGUGGUGAGGUUCGGCGCCAUCGACGACGCGAGGUUCGGGCACGUGGACGAGUUCCGGUGCGUGGACGUGCGCGCGCGCCGCCUCUUCACGCGGCGGACGCGCCUCCUCUGCCGCAAGUGCGGCGCCCACGUCGGCUUCGCCUACGACGACCGCGCCGCCCGCUCGCCGCCGUCGUCCUCGCCGCCGCCGCCGCGCUACGACAUCAAGAUCCGCGCCCUCCACCCCAUCGAGGCACCUCAGCCGUCCGAUCUCUGAAUCAAACGAAGCUUCGCGUCUCGCGACUGAAUUAUUGGCGCAAGGAAGUCGCUGUCCGAAAUGCAAAGUCGCUGGAUUUGAUUGCUUGCAUCGAACGAAAUCGAAAUGUACAAAACUUCUAGUGGACAGGGUCCCUUUCUUGCCAUAUUUUCUUCCUCUUUUUUUUUGAAAAAGUAAAUGAGCUGAAUGAUAUUUUCCUCCUCUCUUUUUUUAUGUCAAAAGUAAAUGGAGUUGAAUGAUUGUUCUUGACUUUU
Molecule: messenger RNA, 964 nt
Organism: Oryza sativa Japonica Group (Japanese rice)
Lineage: Eukaryota; Viridiplantae; Streptophyta; Magnoliopsida; Poales; Poaceae
Source: RefSeq, a predicted model, not a curated record